Molecule: messenger RNA, 1526 nt
Organism: Hibiscus syriacus
Lineage: Eukaryota; Viridiplantae; Streptophyta; Magnoliopsida; Malvales; Malvaceae
Product: PTI1-like tyrosine-protein kinase 3
Exons: 8
Coding region: 237-1334 (365 amino acids)
Biological process (GO): protein phosphorylation
Molecular function (GO): ATP binding; protein tyrosine kinase activity
Source: RefSeq, a predicted model, not a curated record
UCCUCUCUCAGUUAUAUUUUCUUUUCUCUAUUUUCUCUCUUUAACAAUCCCUUCAUCCCAAACCAAUUAACUGAUAACAAACCCUAGAAAGAGGAAGAGAAAAGGGGAGGAAUUUCUUCCAACAAACCAAAAGAGGAAAUCUAGAAAGAGAGGAACUCCAGGCACAUGCAUCUCCUAGAGGCUACUUGUUCAAUUAGAAAAUACUGACAAUUUGUAUUUGAAGAAAAAGAUCGAGGAUGCGUCGUUGGCUUUGCUGUUCCUGUCAGGCAGACGAGAGUUACCAACCACAUGAAAACGAGCACCUGAAAGCCCACAAGGAUCAUACAGAUGGGUAUAAUAGAAACUCAAAGGUUCCAGCCCCUAUCAAACCUGAAGUGCAGAAAUCACCGCCACCUAUCGAAGUUCCUGCAUUAUCAUUGGAAGAAUUGAAAGAAAAAACCGAUAGUUUCGGAUCAAAGGCUUUGAUCGGUGAGGGUUCCUACGGAAGAGUUUAUUAUGCCAACUUGGACAAUGGAAGAGCUGUGGCUGUUAAAAAGCUCGAUGUUUCCUCCGAGUCUGAAUCAAAUGUGGAGUUUUUGACCCAGGUUUCCAUGGUUUCAAAACUGAAGCAUGACAAUUUUGUCGAGUUGCAAGGUUACUGUGUUGAAGGAAAUCACCGUGUGCUUGCCUACGAGUUUGCAACAAUGGGUUCACUACAUGACAUAUUGCAUGGAAGGAAGGGAGUUCAAGGGGCACAACCAGGUCCAGUUCUUGACUGGAUGCAGAGGGUAAGAAUUGCAGUUGAUGCGGCAAGGGGCUUGGAGUACUUGCACGAGAAGGUUCAACCCUCGAUUAUCCACAGAGAUAUCAGAUCUAGCAACGUGCUUCUUUUUGAAGACUUCAAAGCGAAGAUUGCAGAUUUUAACCUCUCAAACCAGGCUCCUGACAUGGCUGCUCGUCUUCAUUCUACUCGAGUUUUGGGAACCUUUGGCUACCAUGCGCCAGAGUAUGCAAUGACUGGUCAGUUGACGCAAAAGAGUGAUGUUUACAGCUUUGGGGUUGUCCUUCUAGAACUUCUUACAGGGAGGAAACCCGUUGACAACACGAUGCCUCGUGGACAGCAAAGUCUUGUUACCUGGGCUACUCCAAGACUGAGCGAAGAUAAAGUUAAACAAUGUGUAGAUCCAAAACUGAAGGGAGAGUAUCCUCCUAAAGCCGUUGCCAAGUUGGCAGCUGUGGCAGCAUUGUGUGUGCAGUAUGAAGCCGAGUUCCGUCCAAACAUGAGCAUCAUGGUCAAGGCUCUCCAACCACUGUUGAAGGCUCCAGCAGCAGCAGUAACGGCACCUGAGACUUAAAGAGACCCAGGUUUCUUCACCAAUUAUCGAAAUUUCCACAACCCGUGAAUGGUUUGGUUUCAUAAUCAAAUACAGAUUUUAAUCUGAUCACUAAAUAUUAAUUAUAUAUACAUUUUCAUAUUCCUUCAUAUAUGACAUCUUAGGAUCGGGUUGGUCUGUUUAAUUUCUGUCAGUUGCCCGUUUUCGGACCCG